Quercus robur (English oak) is the source of this 668-nucleotide messenger RNA. Its product is annotated as NADH dehydrogenase [ubiquinone] 1 beta subcomplex subunit 9. Gene Ontology annotation, biological process: mitochondrial electron transport, NADH to ubiquinone. Bases 68 to 427 code for a protein of 119 amino acids. NCBI's taxonomy places the organism in Eukaryota, Viridiplantae, Streptophyta, Magnoliopsida, Fagales, Fagaceae. The record is from RefSeq and is a predicted model, not a curated record. The transcript has 6 exons.
UGACAAAUUUGGAACUCACAGCCUGAAUCAGAGAGCAGCAGAGACAGAGAGAGAGAGAGAGAGAGAAAUGAGCUUGGCAUCAACAGCAGGGUACGCAGCUCGGAGAGCAGCACAGAGGGAGAGGGUUCGGAUCCUCUACAGGCGAGCCCUCAAGGACACUCUCAACUGGGCCGUUCAUCGCCAUCUCUUCUAUCAAGAUGCUUCGGAGCUCCGAGAACGUUUCGAAGUCCACAAACACGUGGAAGACCCUGACACAAUUGAUAGAAUGAUAGAAGAUGGUGAAGCACAGUACAAUAAGUGGCGACACCCUGAUCCUUACAUUGUCCCUUGGGCUCCUGGUGGUUCCAAGUUCACUCGAAAUCCAACUCCUCCAUCUGGGAUUGAGAUAGUAUACAACUUUGGUCGGGAAGAUCAUCUAGAAAAUUAGAACCUGCAUCCUUUUUUCAGCAAUAAAUAAAGAUUGAGAUUAUCAAUGAUGAUGAUGAUGAUCAAUGCUGGUAUCUUUGAUGUAUUUCUAUUUGAUGCCAAAUGGAGUCUUUGAACCUUGUAUGCUUUGAGAUGUUCAGUUGAUCAUUAAUGUGUAUUUGGUUUUCCAUUGAAAUGGAUUGUUGAAAGAACCAAAAUGCUAGCUUAACAUGCUACAUAAUUUCAAGUUCAAUUCUGUCCAA